Messenger RNA from Thelazia callipaeda (thelaziosis nematode), 1512 nucleotides. The record is from the annotation of a GenBank genome assembly. Lineage: Eukaryota; Metazoa; Nematoda; Chromadorea; Rhabditida; Thelaziidae.
AUGGAACGAAUGGAAUAUCUCAAUGCAUUUUCUUCCUUUUCCAGUAGAAAUUUAUGGCAACAACCAAAUUGGACUUCAGGGCAACAGCUACUACCAACACAAGUAAUAGGAACAGAGCAAGGAAGAACAGAUUCUAAUAUGAAUGGUGUGAUGCCAGGGCCUUCAAACCAUUUACUAAAAAAUGCUGAGCAAAUAUUUACUAAUGAUCUUUUAUCGUUGUCCACUCCAACUGCACAUCAAAGGAUGCAGCAAUAUCCUUUCUUUGUUGGCACUCUGAAUCUUCCUAUCCCGCCAGUUAUUUACGGUUAUGCACCGCCAGUCAUGGCUGGAAUCAAUUCUCACACUAUGGUAAGCUGCUGUCAUCCAACACCGUUCCCUCUUUUGACUCGACUACUGAAUGUAAAAGAUAUUGGAGAGAAGAAGACUCUUGAAGUAGCCCAAAAAGAAAAUUUUCAUAAGCAGCAUUUAAGACUAGAUUCAACAAAAUUAUUACCUCCUCAUGUCCAAGACUAUUUGCAAUCUAUAUUGGCAAUUCGGAAACGACAAAGUUCAGAGUUUCCUCAGGUGGAACAGGAAGUGCCUGGUGUUAGUGAGUUGCUAACAGUUAAAAGACCUAAAGUUAAUGUUAUUAUCCAUUCUGAGACAAAGCAUCUACAAGUCCCUUCUUGUCCUGAUGGUAAAUCAGCCAUGAAAGAAGUAGAAAUUAAGCAGGGAGAAAUUUCGGGUACUGUGAACAUCAAGUAUGGUUUACAAGACACAUAUAACAGUUAUGGUGAUAGUGAGAGCAUCCGAGAUGAAGUUAAUCAAGAGAUGCAGUAUGUGGACGUAGAAACAGUGGAUGACAAAUCAAAUGCGAAGGAGCAAAAAAAGGCGCUCAUUGAAUUUUACAGAAAAGUCAAGGCUAUCCGUUUGAGCUAUGGAGUAGAGGAUAAGUUAAUUUGUCAAAUGUGUGAGCAAAAAGUUUCUAAUUCCGAUUCAUUAAUAUUAAUGCAUUUGUAUGGACAUAGUGAAGUAAUGCCAUAUCGGUGCAAGAUAUGUGGUGCUGGCGAAUGGCAGUUAGAUCGAAUCUAUGCUCACAUUACGCGGGAACAUCCGAAAAUGGAUCCGUUAAUAACUUACGAAAAUCGAAGAAAUAUGCCGCAAUUAAUUAGUUUGUUGAGGAAAUGCUUUGCGCGAAAUAUUGCUAAAAGUAGACCGGCAUAUUCUAGUGUUAUCGAUAGAAUUUGUGAAGAGGCGCAAAAAAGGUUAUCUCAAAAAGUUACUUGCCUAAUUUGUGUCAAAAAUGUAAUAGCUCGCAGGAAUUCACUUAUUCGUCAUGCUCAAUCACAUCUUCAUCACAAAUGUAGAAUAUGUGGUCUAAUGAUGUUUAAUGAUGGUUCCGUCAGUAAACAUAUUAUAAAAGAGCAUGGUAUUCAAAAUCCACAUUCUGGCGUUCAUUAUAACCCAUGCGUUACUACUUCUGAGAGGACGGAAAUGGCUUUAACGACUUGUUUUUCUGAUUUGUUACGAUAA